ACUGCUGCGUUCUGACCGGGAGCACCGCGAACCGGGAGUCUGUUGUCAUGACUACUGAGGACGCCAUCUCCGCGAGCUCUAUGUGAACCAAAUUAAAAUAUUCUCCUGAAAUUCAUCACCAACAACCAGGAUAUUUAACUAAGAGCAAUGUGAAACUGCUGAAAGAGGUGAAGCAAAAGCUGUCCAGAAGAAUCUCCAGAACACACAGAAAUUGUUUGCUACGUUUAACAGACAAAUGAAGCCAAGUCCUGACAUGGAGAAACAUCAGCACUCUGUCAAGAGUUUUACUAAACAGAGUGAUCUCAAAAAACACCAGCGCAUUCACACAGGAGAGAAACUGUAUCACUGCUCAGACUGUGGGAAGAAUUUUACUCAACAGAGUCAUCUCAAAAUUCACCAGCACAUUCACACAGGAGAGAAACCAUAUUGCUGCUCAGACUGUGGAAAGAGUUUUAAUCAACAGAAUCAUCUCAAAAAUCACCAGCGCAUUCACACAGGAGAGAAACCGUAUCACUGCUCAGACUGUGGGAAGAGUUUUACUACACAGAGUAAUCUCAAAAAUCACCAGCGCAUUCACACAGGAGAGAAACCGUAUUACUGCUCAGACUGUGGGAAGAGUUUUACUGAACAGAGUAGUUUCAAAAAACACCAGCGCAUUCACACAGGAGAGAAACCGAAUUACUGCUCAGACUGUGGGAAGAGUUUUACUCUACAGAGUACUCUCCAAAUACACCAGCGCAUUCACACAGGAGAGAAACCGUAUUACUGCUCAGACUGUGGGAAGAGUUUUACUCAACAGAGUACUCUUCAAAUACACCAGCGCAUUCACACAGGAGAGAAACCGUAUUACUGCUCAGACUGUGGGAAGAGUUUUACUCAACAGAGUAAUCUUCGAAAACACCAGCGCAUUCACACAGGAGAGAAACCGUUUUAUUGCUCAGAUUGUGGGAAGAGUUUUACUCAACAGAGUAAACUCAAAAAACACCAGCGCAUUCACACAGGAGAGAAAACUCCAUCUUAGUUCAGUUUGAAGGCAAUUAAAAGUGCAAAUCGUAAGUCUUUUCCACUACCACUAGGCCCAUCUGCAUGAAAGAAGAAGUGAAAACACCAGCUGAGGAACUCCAGAGUGUGUUCCCAAAAGUGAGACCCAGAGCCACAGAGAGAGACGACACUGUUCCGGAUACUGCCGUGUGGACUGGAGGAGCAUCCAGACCCGCAGAGAGUCUAACAAAAUCCUUUCCAGAGGUUAAAUAAAACGCUCCAGCCGUAGUUCCCAUACUGAAAUCAACCCCCUCCAGACUUGUGUAGCGCAGUAAGGUUGCAGGCUCAUUCAUUCCCUCUGAUGGUGUUCUCAUUUGUCUAUGGUUCGUUCUGAUUAAAAUCUGUAACCAUAGAGGGAUAUAGAUGGAUAUUUGGUUGUUGUAUUACUCAAGUUUUAUACUCUCUUAUCUUUUCCUUAUUGAAUAUUAUAUGUUGCUUAAGGUUUUUUGAUCUCCAAAAUUUACUAAGAAUAUCCAAAUCAUGUAGUUUCUUAAUUGUUUUUAUCCACUACAAACUAUUAUCUUUGUAUUGCUUCACCUCUAUAUUUACUCAUCUGUGUGUUUUAUUAAACUACUUUUAUAUUGCAGAUCUGCAAUCUCAUUGUGUUUUCUCAACAUAUGUUGGACAUGAAACCUAUAGGCCUGAGAUUGUCUCAUGUUAUUAUUUGUUAAAUACUCAAGG
Molecule: messenger RNA, 1722 nt
Organism: Astyanax mexicanus (Mexican tetra)
Lineage: Eukaryota; Metazoa; Chordata; Actinopteri; Characiformes; Acestrorhamphidae
Product: zinc finger protein 239-like
Exons: 2
Coding region: 236-1021 (261 amino acids)
Cellular component (GO): nucleus
Source: RefSeq, a predicted model, not a curated record